AUGACAAAGAUAAGUAUUGCUGAUACCCGCGUUCGAGUACAACCGUCUCGGAAACUCUUGCAACUCAUUGAGGAACAUAAAGAUAUCAUCACUGAAAUUCCCGAAAAUUUAAAAAAAGUUUUGAAAACAAAUGGUUUUCAUAUUGAGAGUGGUAUUGAGUUGCUUGGCUCAGAUUCCAUAAAAAAGGAAGAAAUUGAUUUGAAAUUACUUCGACAAGUAGAAGAACUCUUAGAUGAAGAUGCACCGAAAGCCAUUCCUCCAAAAGCAAAUCGCAAUAGCGGCGACCAAGAGACUGAAUUAAACGCAGGAGGAGAGUUUUUAUAUUUAUCUGAUCUUCGUUGGGUCAAGUCGUGGUUAAAGCAACUACGUGAAAAGAAAGGAUUGGAUAUUUAUUUAAGUGAUCUAAUUGAAAAUUGUCGCUUGCAUUUGCCUAUGAAUGAAGUAAUUGAAAGGAAUCCAGAGCUCGAAGCGCGUUGUCAGCGAUUACGUGAGCAACAACAAAAUAGGGAGUACCUAGACAUGACAAAAAACGUAGAUGCAACACUGAAAUAUGUACCCGAGGACACCAUAGCCUAUCAGGUUAAGGCCAUGAAUAGUCAAAUGAUUGCAGUAUUACAAUUUAUAUUUUCGGUCGCGGCUGGUUUUGUAUUCGGCUUUUUAGGAUUGGAACUUAUUUUUGGUGGCAUAGAGUUCGGUCUGCGUUUAGUAUUAGGAAUAUCUUGUGCACUUGUAAUUGGUGUUGCAGAAAUGUAUUUCCUUAUUAAAAAACUAAACGAAGAAGAGAAAGCAAUUUCAUCGUUUAAAAAAACAACUGAGCCUGUGAAGAAGAAUGAAAAAAUUUUGAAGCCGCACAUUGAAUGAGCAAGUUCUUUGGGAUUUAUGACAUAUAAUAAAAAUAAAUAAAUAUUAUUGUGUAUUCUACGUAGAGGACAUAGUAUUUUAUGCCUAAAUUGACUUAAUAAAAUAUUGAAAUAUUUGUAAAACUA
Molecule: messenger RNA, 986 nt
Organism: Zeugodacus cucurbitae (melon fly)
Lineage: Eukaryota; Metazoa; Arthropoda; Insecta; Diptera; Tephritidae
Product: transmembrane protein 199
Exons: 2
Coding region: 1-861 (286 amino acids)
Biological process (GO): vacuolar proton-transporting V-type ATPase complex assembly
Cellular component (GO): endomembrane system
Source: RefSeq, a predicted model, not a curated record